This is a messenger RNA of Sardina pilchardus (European sardine), 4462 nucleotides long. RefSeq names its product zinc finger protein GLI4-like. The transcript is spliced from 8 exons. The record is from RefSeq and is a predicted model, not a curated record. Gene Ontology annotation, biological process: mitotic spindle assembly checkpoint signaling; regulation of transcription by RNA polymerase II. NCBI's taxonomy places the organism in Eukaryota, Metazoa, Chordata, Actinopteri, Clupeiformes, Clupeidae. Gene Ontology annotation, molecular function: RNA polymerase II cis-regulatory region sequence-specific DNA binding; DNA-binding transcription factor activity. Bases 1003 to 2499 code for a protein of 498 amino acids.
CGUGUAAUAUAGGCAUUACAGUACAUGUUUCAUGGGCAAAAAAUGCAUUCCAAUGUAGCCAGACCCAGGUGGUACAUGCUCAAUGAGCUCAAUGCAGGCUAACAGGCUAACUGGGAAAAAAACAUCAUGCCAAUCUCUAGCUAUGGUGAAGGGUAUGUGAUGAUGUGGGGCUAUUUUAAUUCCAUUGACUAUGGGAACUUUAUCAGGAUGCGUAAUAUCCUGGAUCCAUGAAAAAAGCUGACCUUUAAGCAUAAAAACAUAUUAAAAAAAAUCCUCCUGCUCCUAUGGGAUUUUAACAUAGGGUUCAAAUACUUAUGUCCCCUGUAUUUAACGAAGAACAUUUAUUUAUUUACGAUACAUUCUUCAAUCACAAGGAAAAGUGGUGUUCUUAGUGGUUUGUUCUUUACUCAACCUGCAUGACGGCAUAGUUUGAUAGGAUGCAUUUAAUGUGUUUAAUGCACGUCUUGCUUAAGAUACUUCUGCUAGAUGUGCUGUGUUGGAGCUUAGGGUCCACUCCACGUCUGACAAAAACUUGCCUGCCUUUGCAGAAACCGCAGAAUGGGCUGCAGCACAUCUCCACGUCAGGAGAUGGCGAUCAUGUACCAAAUUGCUUUUUGACGACUGCCAACAAAGACAGCAGAAGAAGAACGCACGAUAAUAACAUAACAAACCCAUGCAAAUGCCCAGUAAACCGGACAAGCGAAGGGAGAAAGCAUAUUAAACCAGAUUAUUGUAGUCCGUGGUUGUUAUUAACGAUGAGAUACUGUAUUUAGAAAAGAAGAUUGCGGUCAGCUUCAGUUUAUUUUUUAUGUAGCGGAGGAGGUGGACGAGACUAAGGAGGCUAUGUGGUGACGUCUUUCUUUCCUUAGUAUUUUAAAUGACCAUACUAAGGAACAAAAAGGCCUACAGUGCAACAAAACAAACCGACAGACAACACGGCAAAGAGGUUCCAACAUAGGGAAGUCGACACCGAGGAGAAGGUGUGUGUGUGUGUGUGUGAAGAUGGACGAAAUUGCUCAGCAUAUGGACAUGAAUCACAAGCAAGCCUGCAUCAACCUGGAGAAAGCCACUAAAUUCAUAACACAAGUAUUACAGCAUGAAGUAGUGAGGAACCAGGAGCUCUGUGUGCUGAUCCAUCGUCUGGAGGAGACGGAAGCGGAGAGUGGUCGCAGCUUGACGGAGCAAGUGGAUUCAAACCGGCAGCUGAGACUUCAAACCGAUGAGCUGCAGAAACGCCUGGAGAUGAAGGACAACUCACUCACACAAGCCAACCAGACUGUGGCUUUGCUAAGAAAUGAACUCGGGGUCCUACGUCGGCAGCUCCAGAAAAAUCAGAGUAAAGAUAGGACAUUCCAGGACGAGAAUGAAUGGCUGGAGGGUGGGGAGAGCAGGGUUAAGGCUGAGGUAUCUUCCGAUGGCGAGAGUCCACCGGUCCUGUUCGAUGAUCAGAAGCUGCUGGAGGGUCCACUUUCUGGGAUUAAAGAAAAGGAAGAUGCAUAUGAUUCUGUUGAGCAUGGCUAUGGAGAGCAAAGGCAGUCUGUUGUAGAAACAGCUGACCCUGGAUCAGAAGAGACCAUCUGUGCAGCUGCAGACAUCAAAACAGAACUGAUCGAGGAAGAGGAGGGCCAAUCAAGCAUGACUCCAGUCCUCCGGUCAGAGAUGGACUUCCCCUCUGACGACCCCGUGUCUCUGGCCCAGUUUUGUGGGGUGUCGGCGGGGCUGGUGGACUGGGCUAGGGCACAAGGACAGCGAGGGAUGGAGGAAGAGAUGAGCAGAUGGAAGAGAGAUGGAGACCAAUCUGACAACCGGCCUCAUGCAUUACUUGCUGACCCCAUGGAGAACCCUACUUCCUGUUGGACCCGACAGACCGUCGCUUCCUCCAGUUAUUCCACAGAGCUAGAGGAAGCCCAAAGUUUCUCCGAUCCUCCGUCUGACAAAAUCUUCAGUUCCCAGCUCAAGGUGCACCAACGAAUUAACUCAGCGCAGAGACAGCACCACUGUGUUUUGUGUGGCCAAAGUUUCCACUAUGUGGGCAAUCUCAUCAAACACCAGCGCACUCACACCGGAGAGAGACCAUUUCACUGCACCGAGUGCGGCAAGAGUUUCAAUCGAGAGGAUAGUCUCAAAAGACACUACCGCCUCCACACAGGAGAGAGACCGUACCACUGCUCUCAGUGCGGCAAGAGUUUCACACAACUUGGAAGUUUAAGGACACACCAGAACAUCCACAUGGGAGAGAGGCCGUACCACUGCACUCAGUGUGGCAAGCGUUUCACUCAUGUUGGUAACCUCAAAAUACACCAGCGCAUUCACACAGGAGAGAGACCAUACCGCUGCAUUCAGUGCGGGAAGUGCUUCACCCAUGAGGGAAAUCUCAAGACGCAUCACCGCAUUCAUACAGGAGAGAGGCCGUUUGACUGUGCUCAAUGUGGCAAGAGGUUUUCCACAAAAGGAAAUUUAAAAAAGCAUGAGCUUAAGCACACUGGGGCGAAUCUGUAGACCUGCCUCAGGUCAAGUGGCAGUGGUGAUUCUGUUAGACAGCAGACUUUAAAGGUAUACUAUGCAGGAUUGGCGAUUUCAUCACCUGUUUCGCUUUUUAAAUUUUCAUUUUCGCUCGUUUUAUGCUUGCAUAUUUCUCUGCAGAGCUUCCCCUACAGCUUAAGCGUGUAUACAGUAUUUGACAAAACUCCUCAAUCGGUCAGUCUGCCGUGCCUUUUCAUGACACUUUACAUGACACUUCCUGGAGUAGAGCAUGGGUGCGUGCCCGGUGUCUCCUGAAGUUGCAAGUGUGGUUUUACCGCUACAGACCACUAGAGCGGCCAAAAAAAACACUGUUCGACCGGUAAUGACUCAUUUAAUCAUAUAUAACAGUAUGGAACGAAUUGAUUAACUGAAAAACGUUGCAUAGUAUACCUUUAAGGUGUAUUCUACGAUUGCAAUGCACUUAUUUCAAAUUCAGCUAAUUGGUCUUCAAUGCCUGUUCUGCUGAAAAAACAAAACCUGUUGUUUAUGAAUUGUCCUGGACUAGCAUCACAUUAUUCGCCUUUUCUUAGGUAUCACAGGCAGUCUUGGGUAUCCAUUGACAGGCAUUGAUAACAGAACCUCACACAAGUUUCAAUUCACAACAUUGUAAUAUUCUGUCAACCAUUUCACUUUGAUAAUACACUGCUCAAAUUAAGGGAAUACAUUUAUUUUUUUCACAAUUGCUGAAUCACAUUUUGUUUAAACCUUCCAUCUAUUUCUCCUUUCGAGUUUCAGAGGAUGUCUGACAAUCUGAAAGCCUGACCGCAAAGUCAUAACAGUUUCUCUUCAACACCAAACAAUUUCAGAGUACAGAUUCACUGUGUGAUUGAAGUGUUCCCUUAAUUUUUUUGAGCAGUAAUACAUUAUGUUUGGCAUAAAGAAGUACAUCAAGAGAAACCGAUAUUGAUGUUACCAAUUUGAUGAAAUCAUAUUAAAGCUCUCAGCCGGAAAGCCAUGGCCAUUUUCAUUGAGAUUUUUGCUCAAAUGAAAAUCUAAAUAUUAACAUAAUACAGUCAUGGUACAAAUUGUUGGCACCCAUGCGAAAGUUGACUAAAAAGAGGAAUAUAAAAUCAUCUUUCGGAAAUUGAUUUUAAUGGCUUAAGUAAUAAAAUGAGGAAAUAUCCAACCUUUAAGAACACCAAUUUUCUUUGUGAAUGAAUAAUGUAUCAUAAAUAAAUGUAUCAUAAAAUGUUUGCCCCAAAAUACUGGGGUCAAAAAUAUUGGCACACCUGUAGCCCUAUGGGAAUUUAACACAUGGGCUUAACAUUGGGGCAGGCAGUUUUUAUUUUUAUUUUUAAAGGCCACUUAUUUCAUGGAUCCAGGAUACUAUGCAUCCUGAUUAAGUUCACUUGGUCUUUAGAACUAAAAUUGUUCUGUUUGAUGCGCAUUGAGCUCAAUGCAAAUCAAACCAGCUAAUAGGCUAACUGAACAAAACCGAACAAAACACCAUGCCAAUCUCUAGGUAUGGUGAAGGGUGUGUGAUGAUGUGGGGCUAUUUUAGUUCCAAAGGUCAAAGGAACUUUAUCAGGAUGCAUAGUAUCCUGAAUCCAUGGAAAAAAAAAAUAUAUAUAAUCUCUAUAUGAAGAAAUCAAUCAAGUGAAGAGAAAGGCAGGCCGAUACAGAAUAUGACUUGUGCUGUGAAGCUGCAGACUUUGAUAGUAAGUGUGCAAUACUGUAAUAUUAUACUGUGUCUGAAUUUACACUUACUUGGACAUACUGAUAUUUCAGCUCUUUCACUCUCUCAGAGUUGCGCUCAAAGGCUAGUAAGAGUGCAGUAACAGAGGACUUUCAGUGAUUAUUGAUAAUGAACAUUUACACUAUUCCUGUUUUGUAGUCUGACUCUUUGGAUUAUUGAAGCCACAGAGAAACUGAUGAUGUUAGGUUGGACGCAAAGUCCUGCUUUUCUCAUUGACAUUCCAUAAACCAGAACAAUGGUCAA